Arabidopsis thaliana (thale cress) is the source of this 3133-nucleotide messenger RNA. Its product is annotated as spindle pole body component 110. Gene Ontology annotation, cellular component: plasma membrane. Bases 159 to 3002 code for a protein of 947 amino acids. The record is from RefSeq and is marked reviewed. Lineage: Eukaryota; Viridiplantae; Streptophyta; Magnoliopsida; Brassicales; Brassicaceae. Gene Ontology annotation, molecular function: actin binding. The transcript is spliced from 2 exons.
CAGAGGAUUCACCAAAAUACUCGGACAUAUCCACUACACACGGACAAAGGCUUCUUCUCUUUUCUUUGUCUGAUCUUGAAACUCUCAAGUUCUUACGUUGAUGACUUGGCUAUGUUUGAACCUUCCUCUGCUUCUUCUUCCUUGGUACAAGAAAAAAGAUGUUGCAGAGAGCAGCGAGCAAUGCUUAUUCAUGGUGGUGGGCAAGCCACAUACGUACAAAACAAUCCAAAUGGCUCGAACACAAUCUUCAGGAUAUGGAAGAGAAGGUAGAAUAUACUCUUAAGAUUAUAGAUGAAGAUGGAGACACUUUUGCUAAAAGAGCUGAGAUGUAUUACCGUAAAAGACCAGAGAUUGUUAAUUUCGUGGAGGAAGCUUUUCGUUCAUACCGCGCUUUAGCUGAACGUUAUGAUCAUUUAUCUAGAGAGCUUCAAAGCGCAAACCGUACAAUAGCCACAGCUUUCCCUGAACAUGUUCAGUUUCCUUUAGAGGAUGAUAGUGAUGAAAAUGAAGAUUACGACGGAAGGCCACGAAAACCGCCUAAGCAUCUUCAUCUUAUUCCCAAGGGGAUCAACAUACCUGAAGUUCCGGAUAUUCCUAAGAAGAAAGAUUUCAGGAGUCAGUCUAUGAUGUUGUCUAGAAAAGGACCAGCUGAUCUGAAAAGGAAUGUAUCUUCUGCACAAGCGAAAAGGGAAGCGGCGAUUGUGCGUUCGGGUUUGAGUAAAGAAGAAGGUUUGGAAGAGAUUGAUAAACUUCAGAAGGGGAUCUUGGCGUUGCAGACUGAGAAGGAGUUUGUGAGGAGCUCAUAUGAAGAGUCUUAUGAGAGAUAUUGGGAUUUGGAGAAUGAAGUGACUGAGAUGCAGAAGAGUGUUUGUAACUUACAAGAUGAGUUUGGUCUUGGUGCUUCUAUUGAUGAUAGCGAUGCUAGGACGUUGAUGGCGAGUACCGCUUUGAGUUCUUGUAGGGACACACUUGCUAAGCUUGAGGAGAAACAGAAGAUAUCUAUUGAAGAAGCCGAGAUUGAGAAAGGAAGGAUUACUACUGCGAAAGAAAGGUUUUAUGCAUUGAGGAACAAGUUUGAGAAACCGGAGAGUGAUGUUCUUGAUGAGGUUAUCAGGACAGACGAAGAAGAAGAAGAUGUGGUUCAAGAAUCGAGCUAUGAAUCUGAGAGAGAAGACUCAAAUGAGAAUCUUACUGUUGUGAAGCUUGCAGAGAAGAUUGAUGAUCUUGUGCAUAGGGUGGUUUCAUUGGAGACCAAUGCUUCCUCUCAUACUGCAUUGGUGAAGACAUUAAGAUCAGAGACAGAUGAGUUACAUGAACAUAUCCGUGGUCUAGAGGAGGACAAAGCAGCUCUUGUUUCGGAUGCCACAGUUAUGAAACAGAGGAUAACGGUGCUUGAAGACGAGCUGAGAAAUGUUAGAAAACUAUUCCAGAAAGUAGAAGAUCAAAACAAGAAUCUACAGAACCAAUUCAAGGUAGCUAACAGGACUGUUGAUGAUUUAUCUGGCAAGAUACAAGAUGUGAAGAUGGAUGAAGAUGUUGAAGGAGCUGGAAUUUUCCAGGAAUUGCCUGUUGUUUCAGGAUCAGAAGAUUCUCGAGAUGAUUUGAAGUCAGUCUCAACGGAGAAAACGAAGAAAGAUGUUAUUGCAGUUAAGGAGAGUGAAGAUGGUGAAAGAGCUCAAGAAGAGAAACCAGAGAUAAAAGAUUCUUUUGCGUUAUCAGAAACCGCAAGCACUUGUUUCGGAACAGAAGCUGAAGAUCUGGUGACGGAAGACGAGGAUGAAGAGACACCAAACUGGAGACAUUUGUUACCAGAUGGCAUGGAGGAUAGAGAGAAAGUUCUGUUAGAUGAAUACACAUCAGUACUAAGGGAUUAUAGAGAAGUAAAGAGAAAGUUAGGUGAUGUUGAGAAAAAGAACCGGGAAGGAUUUUUCGAGCUAGCAUUACAGUUGAGAGAACUCAAGAAUGCUGUUGCUUACAAAGACGUGGAGAUUCAGUCGUUACGCCAAAAACUUGACACCACUGGGAAAGAUUCACCACACCAAGGAGAAGGAAAUAACCAGUUGGAACAUGAACAAGGACAUCAUGAAACUGUGAGCAUUUCGCCAACUUCUAACUUUUCGGUUGCCACCACGCCGCAUCAUCAAGUAGGAGAUGUGAAGAGAACACCUGGAAGAACAAAGUCAACUGAGGUUAGGGUGAAAUUUGCAGACGUUGAUGACAGCCCGAGAACAAAGAUUCCAACUGUGGAAGACAAAGUGCGUGCAGACAUUGACGCGGUGUUGGAAGAGAAUCUCGAGUUUUGGUUAAGAUUUAGUACAUCGGUACAUCAGAUACAGAAGUACCAGACAACAGUUCAAGAUCUGAAAUCAGAGCUAUCGAAACUGAGAAUUGAAAGCAAGCAACAACAGGAAUCUCCAAGAAGUAGUAGUAAUACUGCAGUUGCAUCAGAGGCAAAGCCUAUCUAUAGACACCUCAGAGAGAUUCGAACAGAACUACAGCUAUGGCUAGAGAACAGUGCGGUUCUUAAAGACGAACUCCAGGGAAGGUAUGCGUCAUUAGCUAAUAUCCAAGAAGAAAUCGCAAGAGUCACGGCUCAAUCAGGUGGCAAUAAAGUAAGUGAUUCAGAGAUUAGUGGUUACCAAGCUGCAAAGUUCCAUGGAGAGAUACUUAACAUGAAACAGGAGAACAAAAGGGUCUCGACCGAACUUCACUCGGGUCUUGACCGUGUAAGAGCAUUGAAAACCGAAGUGGAGAGGAUUCUAAGUAAACUAGAAGAGGAUCUUGGGAUCUCAAGUGCAACAGAAGCAAGAACAACUCCAAGCAAGAGCUCAUCAAGUGGAAGACCGAGGAUUCCAUUACGGUCAUUCUUGUUCGGUGUCAAGUUAAAGAAGAAUAGACAGCAAAAGCAAUCAGCAUCAUCCCUCUUCUCUUGUGUCAGUCCAUCUCCAGGUCUGCAUAAACAGUCUAGUUACAGUAGGCCACCUGGGAAGCUCCCUGAAUAAUCAGUCAAUCAUCUAUUUGUUAUUUGCCUUUUUCAGUUCCUUGUUUUCUAGCUUUUUCUGUCCUGUACCUGUGGAAGAACCAAAUGAGAUACAAACCAAAGUGAAUGUUCUUGCUUUCACCGUUUUCUAAA